Molecule: messenger RNA, 2412 nt
Organism: Exophiala spinifera
Lineage: Eukaryota; Fungi; Ascomycota; Eurotiomycetes; Chaetothyriales; Herpotrichiellaceae
Exons: 1
Coding region: 1-2412 (803 amino acids)
Molecular function (GO): protein binding
Source: RefSeq, a predicted model, not a curated record
AUGCUGCCAAGCAGCCAUGUCAAGGUCAAUGAAUUUGAGCAAAAAGGGGACGAUCCUUCAACAAGGGUGGCCGAGCCUGAUUACAUGGAGAUGGAAGGCCAUCAAGUACGAGAAGAGUUGGAAGAAUUAGAUCGGGAAUUGGCCAUCCUGAGAGAAGGCCCCUUUGGACCCAACAGCGAAUUCAUGCGCUCCUUUCCUCCGGAUGAGAGAGAAGCAUUGCUGAAGGCCUUGGAGGAGGAGGGCGUUAUGCCUCCCACGACCGAGGACCUGAUUAGCGACGAAGAACUUGAAGAGCUUGCGAGAGAUGAAGAAGGCACAAAGCGUUCGGCUAAGGCUAAGAAUUCAUUGAAGGUCACAUUGAGCAUACCGACGACUCACAAAAUAUAUGUCAAGCGUUUCAACAAGGCUCUGCAAGAAGCCGAAAAGACUAAUGCGGAUGAGAAGUCUUAUUUUGCGUUAUGGAAGUGGUAUCUCAGAUGCCAGCAACACAUCUCAAACUUUGCCGCCAUCAUCUCUGAAGAUGUCUGGCAUUUCCUGUGGAAAACCCAAAGCACCAAGUACUAUCGGCCGAGGCAUCUUCAGAUGCUGGCAAGGGAUAUGAUGAGCGCAGACAUUCAAUUCGAAGACAAAGAGUUGGUGCAGUAUAUCGAUGCUCUCCAAGCAGUCGGAGAUUUUGCGACCGCUGCAGAAGCUUGGGAGGAACACAAAACUCGUCUGGGAAAUAAACCAGACCUUGCGGCAACUUUCUGGAUGACCGGUGUUCGAAUAUAUGUCGAUCUAGGAAAGCCUCAGAAAGCACAGAGCAUUGCCUUUGAAUGCUACAACUAUACUACCUUGGUAGAUCCCGAGGUCUUGGUCCUGGUCAUAUCGGCCUGGGCAAAAAGUCAGAAUGGUUUCGCGCCAACCAAAACCUGGUGGUGUUACCUCGAACUGCGUCGAAUAUUGGAGCGAAAUGAAGAAGACGGCCAGAAGAUCUUGAAUAUACUGGGCAGGAUCAGCGGAACCUUGCUCGAAGCCGGGCGGACUGAACUCGCGCUUGCAGUAUUCAAAGACAUGUAUCUCUUCAAACACAAGAAAGCAAAUGACUCAUGGAGCUUUUUCAAAGAUAUGGUCGAAACACUUCAAGAUACGCAACUACCCGGAGAGGAUCUCAUCAACAAAGUCGGCCUCGCAUCAUUUGUCUUCUUGCCGCGCUCGUACCAGAACAAGUUCUUUUUUGGGUCUUGGAUCAAGUGGCUCAUUGGAGCAGAUCGAGUCGAUGAGGCUGCCGUAGUAGUCGAGCUCAUGUAUGAACGUGGUGUGAAACCUGAUGCUGGACACCUCAAUGGCCUCAUUGCAGGGUAUCUUCGUGAGGGAUCGCCCACUGCCCGUCAGACCGCGGAGAGUACGGCAUGGAGCAUGAUACAAGCCCGUGUUGACAUGGUACGUAAGCGAGAUAUACAACGGAAUGAAAAUGCAUCGACAGCACCAGAAGAACCGUCUUCAGUGCAGAGACGGACUCCCUCAUUUCUACGGCGAGGAGCACCCCCUGCGACUGUCGAGACGUUUUCGAUCUUGCUUCAGUACUAUACACGCCGGUCGGAAUUGGCGAAAGCUGGUGAGCUAACCGAUGUUAUGAUCGGUUCCGCAGACAUCAAACCAAACUCAUUCAUCAUGAAUCACUGGCUCUAUGCCUCUUUACGCUCGGGCGACGCUCACGAGGUCUGGACAAAGUACAUCGCAUUGACCGAGACUAUCGAACCAGACCUCGAGACGUUCGCCGCGCUCUGGGACACAGCCAAGGCUUCUUACGCUGCGGCUGCAACCGGCGACAAAGGGUUUCCCGGUGCACGAAGAGUGUUUGCGGAAAUGCAAGGGUGGAUCGCCUCGGCUAGCAGCCAGAGGAGAAAUGCUGCCCAGAAUGAUUUCUCGCACGAACUGUACGAGCAAAUCAUUCGCUGUUUCUGUUUAUCGUCCGACGCGAAGGGCGUCCUCUGUGCUAUGUACGGCCUGCGAGAAUCGUUCGGAGCACUGCCUCAAGAGGAAGCGAUGCGCUUGAUUCUCAUUUCUGUAGCCCGGUCCUUUGGAGUGGACUUUACCAGCCACCUGCAUACACGAGACAGAGGAUUGAGAGCAUCAAGAAAGUCACAAUAUCAAGGUGCCUUGCAUACUCUUACCAAUAUUUUUGUGUCCAUAUUGGACAGGAAACUCGUCGAUGCGGACAUGGAUCCUGAAGAACUUGGGGACGCUGAGAGCCCGCAAGCUCAGGAACUUCGGCUGGACGCGUUGAGCACGUUUCUCUGCAUGGUCAUUGAGAGGAAGCUGGAACGGGGUGACAGCCUGCUCGAGAAUGUCUCACACGUGGCUGACGAAAUGAAUGUUUCAAUCCCAGAGGAGGUUCUAACCCGGCACGACUGGCCUGGGAAUUUAUGA